This is a messenger RNA of Scaptodrosophila lebanonensis, 672 nucleotides long. RefSeq names its product NADH dehydrogenase [ubiquinone] 1 beta subcomplex subunit 11, mitochondrial (gene NP15.6). The record is from RefSeq and is a predicted model, not a curated record. The transcript has a single exon. Bases 83 to 544 code for a protein of 153 amino acids. NCBI's taxonomy places the organism in Eukaryota, Metazoa, Arthropoda, Insecta, Diptera, Drosophilidae.
GCUGUCAAGGCGUAAUUAACGAAAACGAGCGAUAAAACUGCAAAUAUUUACGAAAAUUGCAAAGUUUUCGCGUCUGGAAGUGAUGUCUGCCCUCAUUCGCCUUACCAGCCGCGCCCUGGCGCUACAGCGCUCCAUGGCGCUUAAUCAGACGGCGACAUUGUCUGCCUGUCGCACGAUUAAAACGUCGCCCAAGAAGGAUGAGACAGUUGCAGCACCAGCUAGCGUUACAGCCGAAGAUUUUGCCAAUCCCAGCCCCAAGAACUGGGUCAGCUAUGGCUUUGAUUACAAGUCUGAGAAGGAGGAUCGUAACGCAGCGAAAUCUACAUUCUUCGUGUCCGUCACACUAUGCCUGGUGUGGGGAACUUUCUUCUGGGCAUACUUGCCCGACACACAAAUUCGUGAUUGGGCGCAGCGUGAGGGUUAUUUGGAGCUGAGACGUCGCGAGCAAGCAGGAGUUGAUUUGGUUAGCCCUAACUAUGUGGACCCGGCAAGCAUAGUGCUGCCUUCUGACGAGGAUCUCGCCAACACGGAAAUUAUUAUUUAAACAACUUAGAGCACUAUUUAGUUUGUUUUGUUAGGCGAUUGGUUAUGUAAUGUAAAGAAGCUAACAGCUGCUGUGCGAUCGCAUGCCAGGCCAUUAAUAAAAAUGCAAUUCUUGGCUUGUAAAAUUAA